Mytilus californianus (California mussel) is the source of this 822-nucleotide messenger RNA. RefSeq names its product mammalian ependymin-related protein 1-like. Gene Ontology annotation, molecular function: calcium ion binding. NCBI's taxonomy places the organism in Eukaryota, Metazoa, Mollusca, Bivalvia, Mytilida, Mytilidae. The coding region runs from base 52 to 666 and encodes 204 amino acids. The record is from RefSeq and is a predicted model, not a curated record. The transcript has 6 exons. Gene Ontology annotation, cellular component: extracellular region; lysosome. Gene Ontology annotation, biological process: cell-matrix adhesion.
UACCCGGUUACCAAUUAAUUCUGUCAGUUUGUUGGUCUCAUCUGAAUCGAUAUGAAGUACCUCAUCGCUCUGUGUUUGGUAGUUUCGGCGUUCGCUCAGGCUCCAAAACCUUGCGAUUCACCACCACAAUGGGAAGCCAGGGAAAUAAGACAAGAUUACUCCCGAAAAUUUGAGGAAUUUCGUAAAUUGAGUUAUGAUGAGACCAACAGGAGGGUUCGAGAAGUAGAGGAAAUCCUCUUAGGAUCAGAUAAGGAAUAUGUUGAUAGACUUUACUUGUAUAAUGAGGCCAAGAACUACUCACUCAAUCUGAAAACCAAAGUAUGCACAGUGACAGCUUUAAACAGACCAUUCCGCCAUCGUGGUGUAUUUCCAGGAGCUAAAUUUGAUGGUAUUUUCAAUAUCGGUGCUGUGGGAGUCCCAGGAGAAGUAGUAGCAGUCCAGGCUUUCUCAGCUAAUGGAACUGACGGUUUUUAUACUGGUUUGGUCACAUAUCCAAGCUGUUACCCCGUGCAGAAUUUAUUCUUUAGUAAGGAGAAUGGAUUUGAACACUCAGACUACUUCGAUUUGAAUAUUGGAAUCGUUGACCUGAAUAUUUUCAUCCCACCUCAAGAAUGUAUCAAGGCAGAAGAGGAAAUGAAAAAGAAGAAGAUUAUGCCCGUCGUAUAACACUGAAGUGCAUUUCAUUCUCUUCAAAUGAAAGCGACAUCAAAAUCUUGCUUUUUAAAAAGUUAGCUGUUUGCCUAUCGAGUUAUGUGUUAUCAUUUUAAAUUGAAAUAUUUUGUUAUUUAAACAGCUCGAUUGAAAAUAAAAUUUGUACUUACA